Messenger RNA from Eruca vesicaria subsp. sativa (arugula), 231 nucleotides. NCBI's taxonomy places the organism in Eukaryota, Viridiplantae, Streptophyta, Magnoliopsida, Brassicales, Brassicaceae. The record is from the annotation of a GenBank genome assembly.
AUGGGAUCUGACAAGGACUUGUUUGACGUGCUGCUUGUCGACAAUAUUGAGAUUCAGAAAUCAGUGAAAGGUGGUGAGGCCAUGAUGAAAGGCCAUGAGAGUAGAAUUAAAGAGAUGGAAGAUCCAAUUGCACAUUGUGAAGAGAAGAUCACAGAAUGCAUUAGAGAAUUAAGGAUCAUAAAAUCUUUGUUUGUGUGUUGUUUGGUGAUGGUGUUAAUGUACCUUGCCUGA